This is a messenger RNA of Pimephales promelas (fathead minnow), 2824 nucleotides long. The record is from RefSeq and is a predicted model, not a curated record. NCBI's taxonomy places the organism in Eukaryota, Metazoa, Chordata, Actinopteri, Cypriniformes, Leuciscidae.
UACAACAGGAAACGAUACCACCUCACCCACCACUAAUCCAGUAAAUGCUACAACACCACCCCUAACUACUCAAGGGAACAAUGAAACAGUAAAUGCUACCACUCCACCCAUGACUACGCCAGGGGAUAAUGCAACAGUAAACUUUACCACACCACCCAUGACUACACCGGGGGAUAAUGUAACAGUAAACUUUACCACACCACCCAUGACUACGCCAGGGGAUAAUGUAACAGUAAACUUUACCACACCACCCAUGACUACACCAGGGGAUAAUGUAACAGUAAACUUUACCACACCACCCAUGACUACACCAGGGGAUAAUGCAACAGUUGACUUUACCACACCACCCAUGACUACACCAGGGGAUAAUGUAACAGUAAACUUUACCACACCACCCAUGACUACGCCAGGGGAUAAUGUAACAGUAAACUUUACCACACCACCCAUGACUACACCAGGGGAUAAUGUAACAGUAAACUUUACCACACCACCCAUGACUACACCAGGGGAUAAUGUAACAGUAAACGUUACCACACCACCCAUGACUACACCAGGGGAUAAUGUAACAGUAAACUUUACCACACCACCCAUGACUACGCCAGGGGAUAAUGUAACAGUCAACUUUACCACACCACCCAUGACUACACCGGGGAUAAUGUAACAGUAAACUUUACCACACCACCCAUGACUACACCAGGGGAUAAUGUAACAGUAAACUUUACCACACCACCCAUGACUACACCAGGGGAUAAUGCAACAGUAAACUUUACCACACCACCCAUGACUACGCCAGGGGAUAAUGUAACAGUAAACUUUACCACACCACCCAUGACUACACCAGGGGAUAAUGCAACAGUUGACUUUACCACACCACCCAUGACUACACCAGGGGAUAAUGUAACAGUAAACUUUACCACACCACCCAUGACUACGCCAGGGGAUAAUGUAACAGUAAACUUUACCACACCACCCAUGACUACACCAGGGGAUAAUGUAACAGUAAACUUUACCACACCACCCAUGACUACACCAGGGGAUAAUGUAACAGUAAACUUUACCACACCACCCAUGACUACACCAGGGGAUAAUGUAACAGUAAACUUUACCACACCACCCAUGACUACGCCAGGGGAUAAUGUAACAGUCAACUUUACCACACCACCCAUGACUACACCAGGGGAUAAUGUAACAGUAAACUUUACCACACCACCCAUGACUACACCAGGGGAUAAUGUAACAGUAAACUUUACCACACCACCCAUGACUACGCCAGGGGAUAAUGUAACAGUAAACUUUACCACACCACCCAUGACUAUGCCAGGGGAUAAUGUAACAGUAAACUUUACCACACCACCCAUGACUACGCCAGGGGAUAAUGUAACAGUAAACUUUACCACACCACCCAUGACUACACCAGGGGAUAAUGUAACAGUAAACUUUACCACACCACCCAUGACUACACCGGGGGAUAAUGUAACAGUAAACUUUACCACACCACCCAUUACUACACCAGGGGAUAAUGUAACAGUAAACUUUACCACACCACCCAUGACUACACCAGGGGAUAAUGCAACAGCAAACUUUACCACACCACCCAUGACUACACCAGGGGAUAAUGUAACAGUAAACUUUACCACACCACCCAUGACUACACCAGGGGAUAAUGCAACAGUUGACUUUACCACACCACCCAUGACUACACCAGGGGAUAAUGUAACAGUAAACUUUACCACACCACCCAUGACUACGCCAGGGGAUAAUGUAACAGUAAACUUUACCACACCACCCAUGACUACACCAGGGGAUAAUGUAACAGUAAACUUUACCACACCACCCAUGACUACACCAGGGGAUAAUGUAACAGUAAACUUUACCACACCACCCAUGACUACACCAGGGGAUAAUGUAACAGUAAACUUUACCACACCACCCAUGACUACGCCAGGGGAUAAUGUAACAGUCAACUUUACCACACCACCCAUGACUACACCAGGGGAUAAUGUAACAGUAAACUUUACCACACCACCCAUGACUACACCAGGGGAUAAUGUAACAGUAAACUUUACCACACCACCCAUGACUACGCCAGGGGAUAAUGUAACAGUAAACUUUACCACACCACCCAUGACUAUGCCAGGGGAUAAUGUAACAGUAAACUUUACCACACCACCCAUGACUACGCCAGGGGAUAAUGUAACAGUAAACUUUACCACACCACCCAUGACUACACCAGGGGAUAAUGCAACAGUAAACUUUACCACACCACUCAUGACUACACCAGGGGAUAAUGUAACAGUAAACUUUACCACACCACCCAUGACUACACCGGGGGAUAAUGUAACAGUAAACUUUACCACACCACCCAUUACUACACCAGGGGAUAAUGUAACAGUAAACUUUACCACACCACCCAUGACUACACCAGGGGAUAAUGCAACAGCAAACUUUACCACACCACUCAUGACUACGCCAGGGGACAAUGUAACAGUAAACUUUACCACACCACCCAUGACUACGCCAGGAGAUAAUGCAACAGUAAACUUUACCACACCACUCAUGACUACACCGGGGAUAAUGCAACAGUAAAUUUUACCACACCACCCAUGACUACACCGGGGGAUAAUGCAACAGUAAACUUUACCACACCACUCAUGACUACACCAGGGGAUAAUGCAACAGUAAACUUUACCACACCACCCAUGACUACACCGGGGGAUAAUGCAACAGUAAACUUUACCACACCACCCAUGACUACACCAGGGGACAAUGUAACAGUAAACUUUACCACACCACCCAUGACUACACCGGGGAUAAUGCAACAGUA